AUGCUUCGCGGUCAUUCCCUCCAGUUAGCCCAAGUCGCCCUCGUCGUCUUCCCCUGCUUCUUCCUCUUUGGAUACAAUCAGGUCGACGUCGGGGGUCUUCUCUCCUAUCAAAGCUGGACGGAAGCAUUCCCCCAGAUUGACACCAUCCACGCCACCGAUGCCACCGAAUCCCACAGAUCCGUCAUCCAGGGCGUGUAUGUAUCCUCGUUCACGCUUGGAGGUGCAGUGGGAUCGCUAUCCUGCUCCCUCAUGGGCGAUGUUCUCGGUCGUCGAAAGACCAUUUUCCUUGGUGCGAUUCUCACCCUUGUUGGUGAGCUGAUCUCGUGUACUUCGUUCCAUCUGCCUCAAUUGCUGGUCGGUCGGAUCGUCACUGGUCUUGGGGUGGGUGUGUUGAGUACGAUGGUGCCUGUUUGGCAGUCAGAGUGUUCUCCUGCUGUCAAUCGGGGGAAGCAUGUUGUCAUUGACGGCAUCUUUAUCACGAGUGGCUAUGCUGUUAGCCAAUGGGUCAAUUAUGGCUUCUCUUAUAUCGACCAGCAUUCUGUUUCGUGGAGAGUUCCCCUGGCCAUCCCGUGUGUCACGUCUCUCAUUCUCCUUUCAUCCAUCUUCUUCUUCCCUGAAUCUCCUCGCUGGCUUGUCCGUGUUGGCAGAGGUGAACAGGCUGCUCAGAUUCUCGGAAGAGUCAAAGAUAAAGACCCUGAGAGUGCCGAGAUCCGACAAGAAGUGGCUGGAAUUGAGUUCUCACUGGAAGAAACAGCACGAAAUGCAGCCUCGAUCAAGGACAUCUUCACCAUGAAAGACGGCAAGCUCUUCUACCGCUUCAUGCUGUGCAUCGGUCUACAAUUCUGGAUCCAAAUGACCGGCGCGAAUGUCAUCAGCACCUACUCGACGACCAUCUUCCAGCAGAAUCUGGGCUUAUCCAGCGGUCUCUCUCGCAUCCUCUCCGGAAGUGCCUUGACCUGGAAAUUCCUCGCAUCGUUUGUGGCUUUCUUCACGAUUGACCGGUUUGGACGACGCAAGCUGUUCCUGUUCUGUGGAACUGGCAUCACCCUCUGCAUGAUGUCAAUGGCCAUUACAUCCUCCUUCUCGAGCAACAACCACGGCGCUGCAAUCGGGAGUGCCUUCUUCCUCUUCCUGUUCAACUUUUUCUUCCCCAUCGGCUUUCUGGGCCCGAGUUUUCUCUACUGCACUGAAGUGGCCCCGAUUCGACUGCGGGUGGCGAUGACUUCGAUUUCGACGGCGAAUCACUGGCUAUGGAACUUUCUCGUCCAAAUGGUCACCCCUAUCGCGUUGUCGGAAGUGGGUUUUAAGUACUACAUUCUCUACACCCUGAUCGGCAUCACCUUUCCCACCACCGUCUAUUUUAUGUAUCCUGAAACAAUGGGCCAGAGCUUGGAGAAACUGGAGGACUUGUUCCAGCAGGAUUUGUCGGUCUUUGAAACGGUGCGCAUGGCGAAUAAACUGGCCAAAAUGCCCGUGUCGGAGGGUGUCGCCGAGGAUCUCAAAGCGCAGAUGGAGCAGAUUGAAGACACAAAAGCUGUAUAA
This is a messenger RNA of Aspergillus wentii DTO 134E9, 1542 nucleotides long. RefSeq lists its product as uncharacterized. Gene Ontology annotation, cellular component: membrane. The coding region runs from base 1 to 1542 and encodes 513 amino acids. Gene Ontology annotation, biological process: carbohydrate transport; transmembrane transport. The record is from RefSeq and is a predicted model, not a curated record. The transcript has 2 exons. Gene Ontology annotation, molecular function: carbohydrate:proton symporter activity. Lineage: Eukaryota; Fungi; Ascomycota; Eurotiomycetes; Eurotiales; Aspergillaceae.